Molecule: messenger RNA, 5336 nt
Organism: Catharus ustulatus (Swainson's thrush)
Lineage: Eukaryota; Metazoa; Chordata; Aves; Passeriformes; Turdidae
Gene: TFCP2L1
Product: transcription factor CP2 like 1
Exons: 15
Coding region: 18-1445 (475 amino acids)
Biological process (GO): regulation of transcription by RNA polymerase II
Cellular component (GO): nucleus
Molecular function (GO): DNA-binding transcription activator activity, RNA polymerase II-specific; RNA polymerase II cis-regulatory region sequence-specific DNA binding
Source: RefSeq, a predicted model, not a curated record
CGCCCGCCUCCCCCAAGAUGCUGUUUUGGCACACGCAGCCAGAGCAUUACAACCAGCACUCGACCGGCAGCUACCUGCGAGAUGUCCUUGCGCUGCCGAUCUUCAAGCAGGAAGAGCCGCAGCUGUCUCCUGAGAACGAUGCCAAACUGCCACCCUUUCAGUACGUCCUCUGCACAGCCACCUCCCCCGCCGUGAAACUGCACGAAGAAACUCUGACCUACCUCAACCAAGGUCAGUCUUAUGAAAUCCGUCUACUUGAGAAUAGGAAAUUGGGAGAGUUUCAAGAUUUAAACACAAAAUAUGUAAAGAGUAUAAUUCGUGUCGUUUUCCACGACCGCCGCCUGCAGUACACAGAGCAUCAGCAGCUCGAGGGCUGGAGGUGGAGUCGACCUGGGGACCGCAUCCUUGAUAUAGAUAUCCCGCUGUCAGUUGGUAUCUUGGAUCCCAGGGCUAGCCCGACCCAGUUGAACACCGUUGAAUUUCUCUGGGAUCCGUCAAAGAGAGCUUCAGCAUUCAUUCAGGUACAUUGCAUCAGCACAGAAUUUACUCCACGGAAACAUGGAGGAGAGAAAGGGGUGCCCUUCCGGGUGCAAAUCGACACCUUUAAGCAGAACGAAAAUGGUGAAUACACAGAACACUUGCAUUCUGCAAGCUGCCAGAUCAAAGUGUUCAAGCCUAAAGGAGCAGACAGAAAACAGAAGACUGACAGGGAAAAAAUGGAAAAGAAGACCACCCAAGAGAAGGAGAAGUAUCAGCCUUCCUACGAGACAACUAUUCUCACAGAGUGCUCUCCCUGGCCAGAUGUGCCUUAUCAAAUGAACAAUGCUCCAUCUCCAAGCUACAACAGUUCUCCCAACAGCUUCAACCUCGGAGAUGGCAACAGUUCACCAACCCACCAAAUGGAGCUCCUGCCUCCCAGCAAUGAUCAUCUCCUUCCUUCUGCUUCUAUUCAAGAUGCCCAGCAGUGGCUUCAUCGUAAUAGGUUCUCUCCAUUCUGUAGACUCUUCUCAAGUUUUUCGGGUGCCGACUUACUGAAGAUGUCCAAAGAAGAUUUUGUUCAAAUCUGUGGCCCUGCUGAUGGAAUUCGGCUCUUCAAUGCAAUUAAAGGAAGAAAUGUAAGGCCCAAGAUGACAAUUUAUGUCUGUCAAGAACCAGAGCAAAAUAGAUCCCAUCUCCACCAAAAACGAGAAAAUGGAGAUGGCAGCCUUUGUGUGUAUCAUGCAAUCUUCUUAGAAGAAUUGACCACUCUGGAAUUGAUGGAGAAGAUUGCAAACUUGUACAGCAUUUCUCCACAGCAGAUAAAUCGGAUCUACCGGCAGGGACCCACAGGGAUCCAUGUAUUAGUGAGCAAUGAGAUGGUGCAAAACUUCCAAGACGAAUCUUGUUUUGUUAUCAGCACAUUAAAAGCUGAAAGCAAUGAUGGCUACCACAUCAUUUUAAAAUGACCGUGCUGCACAGAGAGACUUUAACGGCCUAAAAUUUAGUGCCUCACUGAGAUUGCUACAACCUAGACUGGAAACAUGAAGAACCUUCUGGAUAAAUGCUCCUGUGAACUAAGAAUUACCAAACAGCUUAAGAAAAAACUUGCUUUUACAGAUAGAAAUUUUUGGUGGUGUGUGAUUUUGGUGGAUUUGGUUUUUUGUGUUUUUUUUUUUUUUUUGGUUGGUUUGAUUUUUGUUUUGGUUCUUUCAGUUUUUUUAAGCUGGAGCUGAGAACAUCCUCAAAGCUUGUAAAUGUUUUUUCUUCCCUCCCUUCCUCUUCAGUCUCUUAAAAAUUGUAGAGGUUUCUGCUUAUUACUUAGAAACAUCUGCCUUGUACUAAAGGGAAGUGAAAGAUAAACAAAUCCCAAUUUUGUUGGCCCCUCAUGUUUGGGUGAAUUGAUUUACUUACAGUUCUGAGUGCUCUCUUGCGUUCAACACACACCCUGAUGCUGAUGGAUGUAGACUCCCAGGGCUCCUCUUGUACUCUUUGGGGUGGAAGGCUUGGGGCUGCCUCCCAAAACAGAUGGGCAGUGCAGAGGAGGAUGAGUUUGGUGCCCAGCCUUCACCCAAAAUGUCAACUCUGGAAGCCCACACUUAGCUGUUCUCCACCUGCAGAUGUGCUCAAAAUCCAGAGACCUUGGUCCCUCCUGACAGAUCUUCUGUAGUACCAAUCCAGCAGAACAGUUCUGGGAAGGGUUCAAGGGAGGACAGCUUGAGAUGAGCAGUUCAGUACCAUGUUACUAUCUUUAGCUUUAGAGAAGCCUCCUUGAAUGGAGCUUUUGAAGGUUUUCUGAGGAACUGUUUUCAACACUGACAGCUACAAAUGACAAAUUCAUACUAUGGAUUUAUUCUACUCUACGGAUUAGUGAUUAACUGCUAUCUUUACUGUAACUGGGAAUUAGAUGUUAUAAUCUUAAUGGAUUUUCAUCCUGUUACUGAAGUAAAACUGUUUUGAUCAAGACCAGGUAAACAGAUCAUCUUAGUUGCUGCUUCUUACAUUCUUGCUCUCUAACUUUUGACUCCUCUUUCCCAUAUCUGUACCUAUGAUCAGCUCCACCCUCCCUUGAUCUUUUGGGACUCAGUUCCAGGCUCCAUAAAGCUAAAAAAGUGCCUUCCACUGCAGUCAAAGGCAAACUGGAUCACACCUCACACCUUUCUUGCAUGGAUGAAACCAUUUCACUUUUGACAGCUAAAUAAUAUGUCUGUUUCCCCAAACUGAGCAUCUAUAUACCAACAAAAUCUGAUUCUUGGACAUUUCACUUCAUCCUGAACUGACAUGGAAAGCUGAAAUACCAAACAUUUUCCUGGAAUGGAAAUUUUUCAAAAAAUGAGAAGUUGUCAGCUGGAAAACACUGAAUAAAAUGUUCCAGCCUUUUGAAAUGGAAACAUUUAAUUAAAUCCAUUUGGCCCUUAAAGCAGCAUCAGUUUGAGCUACUGUUGCAGCUCUCAGAAAUUGUCAUUCAAGUGCCUUGCGCGCCGUGUCUCCCCUGGGGCUGAGCUCUUUGGCUGAAUUACAGAUCCCAUGAUGCUCCUACCCUGGGUUAGUCAAACAGGGAAUGCGUCAUGAGGGCUGGAGAGGUGCCCAGGGAAAGAGGGGGCCGUGGAGCCCUUGAAUUACAGCUCCCAGCUGACACUAGAGGAAUUCGGACAGACACGGACUGAUAUUUCUCUGACAAAAGUUAUGUGUUUCAAGUUUUCCCAACAGAAAUAAACAGCAAAAUAUUGAGAAAAGCAACCUUUUUUUCAUUAAAGCAUCAAGUUUUGCGCAAAAAACCCCACCCUUGCCCACUGAAUUUUUUUUUUUUACACCGAAAAUAAUACUAGAAUAGAAAACUUGUGUUACAAUGGGAAAACCUUCAGCCAACUCAGCUAAUUGAGCAGCAAUGCCUACUUAGGCACGAUCUUGCUCAACUGACUGUCCUGGAUGCUCCAUGAAUUGUAGGCAUGCAGAAAGGAUGCCUGGGCUUUGGGACAUGGUGGUUCCCCCUUCUGAAAUGAAGAAAUUGAGGCUUCUUUGCUGAGAACCAGUAUGUGUAGGUGAGGAGGAGCUCCUGGCCAUGGAAUCCAGGUUGUGGCCACACACAGCUGCCUUCCAAAAUAGUGAAUGAAUUCCAGAUGCUUUUGUGAGCAGGUGGGACUAUGUGCCCCUGUGUACCAGGAGCUACUUGAUUUAUUUUCUAGAAGGUGCUUUGGAAGAUGGAUGUUGGCUGCUCUGUAAUACUGGCCCAGUGCAUGGUAUGGCUGUCAUUGGCAGGCAGCUCAGGUGACUCUAACCUCAAGGGAAAGGUUCUAAAUAGACCUUAUCAUAUCAGAUCCACUUUGAUGUGAUAGCCCUGUAAGUGAGGGGACACAGCAAUAUUGAUAACACAGUAGAGUGAAGAAAGGAUAGAGGUGGCUUUGCUGACAGAGUUAGGGACUGAGAACUCUUUGCUUGUUUUAAAAAGCCUAACUUCUUGAUUCUUUAAAAAACAACUCUUUCCCAUAAGGAAUUAUAUGCCUAAGUCCUCACAGUUUCAAUAGCACUUGUUUGAUGAAUUUUGAACAUAAAGAAUUCUGUUAGGGCCUUGCUAUAUUUAGAUUUUUUUAAACACAUAAUUCUAUCCUCAUCUGAGGAUGAAUUUGGCAAUAUAUUUUGCUUUCAUGCUCUAAAAAGGUAUACCUGAGUAAACAAUCCCAUAGACUAUAAAUAUUAUCCUAUGAUUUGGCUCUGUGUGAGCCUGUUGUAAAGCUGUCCAGUUUAGGGGGGUGUGUAUGUGUAAUACCUUAUCCUUAUUUGGCAGAAUAGUUCUAGUCCUUGCUGAACCUCUGUAGCCCCAGCAGGAAUUUUGAGGUUCAUGGUUAAGUAACAAACACAUCCAUGAAGGCACAGCACAGCUGUUUUGGUGUCCAGGAGGCUGCUAAGUUACUUCAGCUUAGAAUCAUAGAUUGUCUUGAUUUGAAAGGGACUCUUAAGGGUCACAGAGUCCAAUGCCCUUGUCCUUACAGGAGUACCUAAAACUGAUCCUUGUGACUAUGAGUGUCAUCCAGAGCAGCCCAGUGCUCCUUGAACUCUGGCAGGUUUGGUGCCAUGACCAGAGGCAAGGGAAGUCCCUGGGGACCUGUCCCAGUGACCAACCACCCUCCAGUGAAGAAUCUUUAUCCAGUGUCAGUCUGAACUUGCCCCGAUUCAGCUUCAUUCCAUUCCCUCCCUUCCUACCACUGGUCACCAGAGAGAGGAGAUCAGCACCUCUCCUCCACUGCUGCCCUUGAGGAAGGUACAGAGAGAAAGACUUGUCUCACCUCUGUGUCAGGUAAUCCUUGACUCUCCUUGGAUCUGCCAUCCCUGGAGGGACUUGUUUGACUUGUUUGUGGAAGUGACAGCCUCCAGAAGGAAGCUUUUGUUUCCUCAAGACUGGAGGAAGCACAAAUGUUUAGUCUGGGAUAGAUGUCUAAAUUCUAGAUAGACUAAAGGCAAGGGAGGUGAGUAGAUCCCACUCAUCUAAAAUAGCAUUUACUUUUUUCUUAAGUGCCUGUUACACUUAUUUUUGCUCUUUUUAAUUGUUGUUCGUCCUAUUUCUUUCUUAAAAAGUAAGAAAACCUACUCAAAGUGAUUUAACUGGAACUUUUUUUCAGCUAUAUGUGAAAUUUGUUCAACAGAACUUUAUAAGGACUGGGGCUUAGGAUAACAGUGAGUAAGAUGGUUUCCCAAGCUGUCCAGCUCUUCAGUUGUAUGUAUGGUGACAGCCACUAUGAGUAAAAGUGGGCUUGCUGGGUAUGAAAAGGCAGAAUCAUUAUGUCAUUAAUACCAAUAUGACUCCAGCCAGUACUGCAAAGUAUAAACUUGCAUUCUUGUCAGAUCUGUACUGUCUGAAAUCU